Molecule: messenger RNA, 408 nt
Organism: Psylliodes chrysocephalus
Lineage: Eukaryota; Metazoa; Arthropoda; Insecta; Coleoptera; Chrysomelidae
Source: the annotation of a GenBank genome assembly
AUGAAAUCUGUGAUACUGUUAUUAGCGUUAGCUACUGGCUUAUCUUCUGCACAAUAUUAUCGACCAGUUGGUAGCGGUGUCAAUUCUAGGAUAAUCAGUCAAACGCAGGAAGGUCCUAACACUGAUGGAUCCUAUAGAUGGAGUUAUCAAACGGACAAUGGUAUAAAUGCUGAAGAAGAAGGUCGACUAAAGGGUAUCGGCUCUACAAAUGAGGCUAUGGACGUCAGGGGAGGUUUCAGCUACACAGCCCCCGACAAUACUCCCAUCUCCCUGACUUACACUGCCGACGAAAACGGUUUCAGGGCUUUCGGACCUCAUCUACCAACCCCACCUCCCAUUCCAAUUGGUAUUCAGAGGGCUUUGGAAUGGAUUAGGACUCAUCCCGAUCCUAAAUAUCAAUCAUACUAG